AUGCUCCCUCUCACACCCUCACAAGCUGGAGACAAGGAACGAAGGCAGCAACCGCCUCCGCCGCCAUCGAAUCCCCACAACUCCAGCAAUUCCACUUCGAUCGUUGCUGUAAGUUUUAUACCCGAAUCAUUGCGAGAACUCUUGCCUCUAACCCUGCAUCGACAUACAGGCCGUUAUCGCCGCCGUCCUCGGGGUCUUGUUGCUCUUUUUCCUACUCGCAUACAUUCGGAGGCUACGGCAGCGACACGAGAAUCCAAAAUACGUUCCAACACAGUUCCUGAAACGAAAAUGGCAGAACUGGAAGCCGCGAAGUUUCGGCGGACGUACUUCCAAAGGCGCGUAUAGCUCGCAAUUACAGCAGUCAGCUCCCGCGCCUGCACACUACCUGGGACACGAUGAUCGAAGCGCCCAUGCCAGCAGGCAAGACCUUCCCGAUCUGGAGCGCGCAGAGGCUGCAGAAGUAGCGCAGAAUGGCGACGGAGUUGAUAGACAUACGAGCGUGCGUUCCGUAAUGACUCUACCCGCCUACUCGCGAUCAGUGCGCGAAAAUGAACGUAUACUUGCACGCGAAGGUGAAAGAGAUGGAAUUGAUGUGGUGGUGGAGGCACCGGAGACAGAGCAGGAAGAAGAGAACAGAAGGGAAGAAGAAAUGGAGAGCCUAUAUCAGAUCCGUGUGCAACGAAGAACGGAAGUUGCAGAGCGAGAAGAGCGCAGGCGCCGAAGGCGCGAGGCGAGGAGGCGAGGAGACUUUGCUGAAGUGGAGCGGCUACGAGUUGAGUCGUUGGCAGCAGCACAGCUACGGGAAGCGGCCGGCGCUGCGGCUAUGAUCGCAGAACACCAGGGCAUGAAUCGUCAACGACGCGUGAGCAGUGUUAGCUACGCGGAUCUAGGAGUCGCCAGACACGACGGCACGAGAAUCAGAGACGGGACCCGCAUACGCGCCAACUCCGGCGAGUCCGACAGCAGGCCUUUACUGGAUUCUGCCGCCUCUAUAGGCGAUGCAGCUAGCCUACGGCCUUGGUCCACGCGAGGCUCUCAUUCUUUCACGCAUCAUCGGAAUCAGUCGCAAGUGGACUCUCUGACCUCAGCUUCCGACGGUGAUUCUGAUAGGGUGGAAAUGGCUGAAAUGCCACCGUUCGGCAGAGCUGGAAGUGACUUCGAAGUCGUGACGCUGAAUCAGGCAGGCCAUUCUCGUAAUGGCUCUGCUGUAGCCUCGGGUAGCCGCAGUCGUGCUUCGACCAAUCCUGGUCCAGUAAGGCCAUCAAUUGAUACCACGAGGCUGAACGGCGAUCUUGGCGAGGGUCAAAUACCAAGCACGGAGCCCCCAUCGUACGAUGGCGAAGGCUUCGAGGAAGCGCCGCCCUAUACCUCGCCCAUCCAGGAGCCUGCACCCCAGCGUCUGUCUUCACAAUCGCAGCGUUCCCAGGUCCAGCGGUCAUCUUCUACAGGUAACGGAGCUCCUCACUUACCAGAGAUUGGACGCCUCCCGAGUAUCCGUAUCGCAGACGCUACUCCAAUCGAUACAAGAAGGCCAGGCUUACCCGGGACAGUCGCGGAAUAA
Lecanosticta acicola is the source of this 1561-nucleotide messenger RNA. The record is from the annotation of a GenBank genome assembly. NCBI's taxonomy places the organism in Eukaryota, Fungi, Ascomycota, Dothideomycetes, Mycosphaerellales, Mycosphaerellaceae.